CUUCCGGUUCCAUACAAACUCUCCCGCCACCCGGGAAAAGCGGUUUCCAGCGUUUGUGUUUUCCCGCGUUUGGGUGCUUGUAAGUGACCAAGAUGCAGUUUUCUGGAGGAAAGAGGAGGAAGCUGAGAUUGGCAGGUGAUCAGAGAAAUGCUUCCUACCCUCAUUGCCUUCAGUUUUACUUGGAACCACCUUCUGAAAACAUAUCUUUGACUGAGUUUGAAAACUUGGCUAUUGAUAGAGUUAAAUUGCUAAAAUCAGUUGAAAAUCUUGGUGUGAGCUAUCUGAAAGGAACUGAGGAAUACCAGAGUAAGUUGGAAGCUGAGCUUCGAAAGCUUAAGUUUUCCUACAGAGAAAACUUAGCAGAUGAAUAUGAACCGCGAAGAAAAGAUCAUAUUUCUCAUUUUAUUUUGCGCCUCGCUUAUUGCCAGUCCGAAGAUCUCAGACGCUGGUUCAUUCAACAAGAAAUGGAUCUCCUUCGAUUUCGAUUCAGCAUUUUACCCAAGGACAAAAUUCAAGAUUUCUUAAAAGAUAGCCAUUUGCAGUUUGAGGCUGUAAGUAUAUUUUUGUAGUUGUUUUCAAUUGUUUUCACGAUUCAUCCCUCCCUUUUGUCUUAAGUGUUGGUACUAAUAUGUGGAAUUCAUUCUCUUUACAUUCUCUUCCUAAAUUCCUGCCUGAUAACGGAAGCUAGCGUACAACAAUGAACCUUUCCUCCUCUGUGACCAGAGGAAAAGGGGCUCCUUAGUAACAAAGCCUCACGUUUAGUUGGUCUGUUAAAUAUGUGAUUUAUUAAAGUACAAAAAGGUUUAGUUUAUAAAAGUUCAUCUGUAACUAAAAUCUUGUAUGUCAAAAUUUUAAAGCUAAUAAUGUAUUAAA
This is a messenger RNA of Propithecus coquereli (Coquerel's sifaka), 873 nucleotides long. It is a transcript of the gene PRIM2, whose product is annotated as primase, DNA, polypeptide 2 (58kDa). Bases 93 to 569 code for a protein of 158 amino acids. The transcript has 5 exons. Gene Ontology annotation, biological process: DNA replication, synthesis of primer. Gene Ontology annotation, cellular component: alpha DNA polymerase:primase complex. NCBI's taxonomy places the organism in Eukaryota, Metazoa, Chordata, Mammalia, Primates, Indriidae. The record is from RefSeq and is a predicted model, not a curated record.